UUCCUUUCCUCGAUUCUCACAGUUUUUGAGGGUAUUCUGAUGGGAAACCUGACAAGCCAACAUGGCAGCCUCCAUAAGUAAAAAAAAAUGACCUGCUACAUGUACAUGCACUAAACAGCUGAAGAAAUUGCCACUCAAGCAUUGUUGCCAUGGCAACCUCAAGGAGCAUCGUAGCGAGCUGCAGGGCUGGGUGGGAGACGGUGUGCCAUCACGUCAGCAAGGCCGUGGUGUUCGUUGACAGCCCCAUGGCCGAGUGCCUACACUGGUGUAUCGGAGCCGGAAUGCUUCUGCGUGCCGGGGCUAUCGACAUCAAGGAGUUUUCCUCAUUUGAGAGUGCAACACCAGAAGAGAGGAAAGCUGUGUUUAUUGUCAGCGGUUUGUUGGCCGACACUGUUGAGGAAAUCAUCAAGGAUAUCGUUCAGGCUAGCGACUUCCAGUAUUGCAUUGCUGUAACAGCCAUGCCCCACUCACUGCACUCUCACCUCCUUGGAGAGGGGCACAGUGACAGCACCACGGAGAGUGCCCUCUUUGUCCAGUUUGAGAACAAGCUGAGGAAAUGGAUGGGCGGACCGAUUGCAGAAGCAGAAGUUGUCCACGUCCCACUGUUUGCAGCACCCCUCUGUCCCAGCCUGUUUGUUGUACCUACCUACAGUUCCUUAUUCCCCCUGUUGACCUCCGACCUAGCCAAAGUUCAAGACACGAGAGACAGUAAGGGAGACAAACCGUUGGAUAAAUUGGAUGACAUCGAGCUCCAGCUGCUGCCCACGGCUCUCCAGGCGCAGCUGAAGAUGCUAGUCUCGGGGAUCAGCAGUUUCUGUGAGCAGAUCAAAGUCAAUGAGGAUGUGUAUUCCAUCGGCCACACCAGCAGGCUGGUUGCAGCCGAGCUAGCUGGCCUGCCGUCUGCCAAGGCCAGAAGAAAGGCUGCGCAGCACAGAGCAUCUGUCCUUCUGAUUGACCGAACACUGGACCUGGCCGGAGCAGCCAGCCAUCUCGGCAGAGAGACCCUAGCUGAUCGAGUGCUGUGCCAUCUGGAUCGCUUGCCGGGACACAGCACGGAUGUCGGUGUGGAUAUGGCCGAUCUGUUCUCACUGGGAGGAGUGCAGCCGGUUUCGUCACAGGUGAUCUAUCCCGGGUGCUUGGCUCAUCCUUCCGAUUCAACCUCUCACUCCCCGCUCAAUACCCUGAUCACGACGAAACAGAAGGAGAGCUUAAUGGAUGUCAACAGACAGCUGGUGGAUGCCAUCUCCAAGGAAAAACUGCCGUUGAAAAUAGGCGGGAAAAUAGGGCGUGUCGGCCCAGAGACACUGCAGACACACCUGCAACUGUUCAAGAAUAACCCGGAUGCGCUGCGCAGGAACCUCGGCCUGCUUCAGGUGGUGUCGGCCUGUGUGGAGACCCUCACCCACCCUUGCCAGGCCGAGUGGGAGGGGCACCUUGGCGCCGAGAAGCUGCUCCUCCAAGGCAUGGGGGAGGAGGCUGGCGCCCCGUCCCUGGACCAGAUACUGACCGUCCUGGAGAAGGGCCAGACUGAGAAGAUGGCUCAUAGCCUAGAUACCAUACUCUUGCUGCUAGUUUUUGCCUACUCCCUAGCCGGUGAUGACAGCAUCAGCUUUGAUUCUGACGAACGGAGCUUGAAGACUCUGCUAGUCCAGGCUAUCCUAUCUGAGCAGGAACCGUCUGAACUGAUUACUCAGUUUGUCGGGGAGACACGCUCAGAAGACAGAGUGCGAGAAGCUGUGAAUAACCUCUUCACCAAGCUCAGGGCAGUCGGAAGGGCCAGGGGUCAUCUGCAGCAGUUCAGGUCUAUUUUUGAUCACGGCAGCAUGGUCGCACCGGCGUCCUACAAUCCGUUCUUCAAGCAAGUCCUGGAUGGGAUCUUCAGCCCCAACAAGUCCGAACUCCCCGACAUCGAAUACAAGUCGACGGGGCUGAGGGACCUCAUCAAAACGGGCUUCAGAUUUUUUGUGAAUGUGAGCAAGCCGCGGCCCAGCGAUCACCCACUUCUGAUUGUGUUCGUCCUGGGCGGGGUGACAUGCUCGGAAGUCAGGACCAUCAAAGAGACUGUGGCUAGCCAUUCACCGAACACACAGGUGGUCGUUGGAAGCACCCGCAUCUUGAAACCGACAGAUGUCCUGAGGUUACUGCUAUGUCAAGAUAACCUACAUCCAACGAUGUGAUGGUGAACUACAGGGGGGGGUUGAAAUCAUUUUUUCGCCCAAGCAUUGGAGUGCAAAGCAUUUGCCAAAUAUGAGAAGUGUUAGUUUAGAUGCCAGUGUCUCGCGGCCUUUUGCAAAGAUGAAAAUAUUUAAUCAAUUCUAAUAAUUUUUCACAAAAUCAAUACAAGUGCUUCCAGGCACUUACUCCACACAGGCGUGCUUUAUCCACUUUGCGCUCGAGGGCUCGUUAACACGAUCUGGCUGGUUUGUACAUGUAUAAACAGGCAUGCUGAACUGUUGAUAUGUCCGGCAUUCCUUGACUCAUCUCCGGCUCA
Messenger RNA from Acanthaster planci (crown-of-thorns starfish), 2491 nucleotides. RefSeq names its product sec1 family domain containing 2 (gene scfd2). Lineage: Eukaryota; Metazoa; Echinodermata; Asteroidea; Valvatida; Acanthasteridae. Gene Ontology annotation, biological process: vesicle-mediated transport. The record is from RefSeq and is a predicted model, not a curated record.